Molecule: messenger RNA, 4082 nt
Organism: Vitis riparia (riverbank grape)
Lineage: Eukaryota; Viridiplantae; Streptophyta; Magnoliopsida; Vitales; Vitaceae
Product: lysine-specific demethylase JMJ18-like
Exons: 12
Coding region: 302-3562 (1086 amino acids)
Biological process (GO): chromatin remodeling
Cellular component (GO): nucleus
Molecular function (GO): histone H3K4me/H3K4me2/H3K4me3 demethylase activity
Source: RefSeq, a predicted model, not a curated record
GUGCGCGAGUGGGUUUUGUUCCUUCUGGUUGACCCUCUCCCCUUAUCAAAUUCUUCCUCUCUCUCUCUCUCUCUAGAGAUCCAACUUCCUCGUUUCAUGACCAGUCUUUGUCCUAGCUUGUCAUUCUUUCUUUUUUCUAAUCAACCCAUUAUUUCCUUUUUUUGAAUUAUUUAAUCACUGGUUUGGAUACGCCAACACUUCAACCUGGAAUAUCAACCAUUGCUGAGGUCACCAGAAAGGGCCAUUUUUUCAGAGAGUAGUGAUUGACAAAUUAGGUUUUGAUACAGAUUGUUUCUGGUCAAUGGAACAGUCCUCAUUGGAACCAGAAUUUCAGAUCAAAGAGGAUCAUUCAUCAAAGCAUGCCUUGAAAAAUGACAGCAAUAUUGAGUACUCAGGCAGUCCUCAAAAUCAAAAGAUAUCAGCCAGAUGGAACCCAACUGAAGCAUGUAGGCCACUCAUUGAAGAAGCUCCUGUUUUCUAUCCAACUGUUGAGGAGUUUCAAGAUACACUAAAUUAUAUAGCAAGCAUUCGCCCAAAAGCAGAGCCAUAUGGUAUAUGUAGGAUUGUGCCACCACCUUCCUGGGUUCCACCCUGCCCUCUCAGGGAGGAGAGCAUUUGGAAACAUUUAAAGUUUCCUACAAGAAUGCAGCAAGUGGACUUACUUCAAAAUAGGGAACCCAUGAGAAAGAAAAACAGAGGCCGGAAGCGAAAACGAAGAAGGUAUUCAAGGAUGGGAACAACAAGGAGGCAUUCCAGAUCUGAAGUUUCUGAAGCAAACAUUGUCUCUGACAGCGAUGAGAAGUUUGGGUUCCAUUCAGGAUCAGACUUCACAUUAGAAGAGUUUCAGAAACACGCUGAUAGUUUCAAAGAGUUUUAUUUUGGAAUAAAGGAUGCUAAGGAUAACUUGAAUUCUGAUGGUGUGGAAUGCAACAAAAGGUGGGAACCUUCUGUAGAAGAUAUUGAGGGAGAAUACUGGCGGAUAGUGGAGCAACCAACAGAUGAGGUUGAGGUAUACUAUGGAGCUGAUCUUGAAACUGAAGCAUUUGUGAGUGGUUUUCCUAAGGCAUCAUCCUUGAUUUCUGAAAAUGAUUCAGAUCAGUAUGUGGCUUCAGGAUGGAAUUUAAAUAACUUCCCCCGACUGCCUGGUUCUGUACUUUGUUUUGAACAAAAUGAUAUCUCAGGAGUUCUGGUCCCAUGGCUCUAUGUCGGGAUGUGCUUCUCAUCAUUUUGUUGGCAUGUUGAGGACCACCACCUAUACUCACUAAAUUAUCUACACUGGGGUGAUUCAAAAGUAUGGUAUGGAGUACCAGGAAGUCAUGCUUCAGCAUUGGAGAAUGCAAUGAGAAAACAUCUACCUGAUUUGUUUGAAGAACAACCAUAUUUACUGAAUGAACUGGUUACUCAGUUAUCUCCUUCAGUUCUAAAAUCUGAAAAUGUACCAGUAUAUCGAGCUAUUCAGAAUUCUGGGGAGUUUAUUCUUACCUUUCCAAGAGCAUACCAUUCAGGGUUUAAUUGUGGCUUCAAUUGUGCUGAAGCUGUGAAUGUGGCCCCUGUUGAUUGGCUGUCACAUGGGCAAAGCGCAGUGGAGCUCUACAGUGAGCAGUGUCGCAAGACAUCAAUUUCCCAUGACAAACUGCUGUUAGCAUCAGCUCAAAAAGCUGUCCAGGCACUUAGGGAUCUGUCAGUUCUUGGAAAGGAAGAUCAAGUAAAUUUAAGCUGGAAAAGUGUCUGUGGGAAGGAUGGGACACUUACGAAGGCAGUUAAAACGAGAGUACAGAUGGAAGAGGAAAGACUAGAUCGUCUUCCAAUUGGUUGGCGGCUUCAGAAGAUGGAAAGAGACUUUGAUUUGAAAAAUGAGAGAGAAUGUUUUUCAUGCUUCUAUGACCUACACUUAUCUGCUGCAAGUUGUGAGUGCUCUCCUGACCAAUUUGCAUGCCUUAAACAUGCUAGCCUUAUUUGUUCAUGUGAACCAAAUCGUAAGUUUGUCCUUCUGCGUUACACCAUGGAUGAUUUGAAGACCCUGGUUGAAUCAUUGGAAGGGGGAUUAGAUGCUAUUGAAGUAUGGGCAUCAGAAGACCUUGGAUUGGUUUCUGCUGAUAAGAAUGCUUGUGGCGCUAUGCUGGAUCAGGAGAGAGAGAUAUCUGGACCCAUUGGUUGUGACCAAAAGGAAAGUCCACCUUGUUCCUCUAGAACACAAGAAAACUUAGACAUAAAUGAGCCUUGCAGUUCAAGUUAUCAUGUUUCUUCCGAAGUAGUUCAGUCAGAAAACCAGCAAGGAACAUUUGGUUUUUGUGUAUCCCAUAUCAGGACAGACAGGCAUAAUGACAACUUAAACAAAGAAGGUCUAACUAAGGGCUAUGAAAGUAAGGUGGGGCAGGGGUUCUGUAUUGAUUUGAAUCUUGAUACCAUGUCUGAUGAACAUGUAAGUGGGUUGCAGCAAGUAUCUUAUAGCUGUGAUAGUAAAGCAACUGGAAAUGUGGCUGAGACUUUUUUGUCAGUCUGCAAGGAAGAAAAGGUUAAUUGUCCGGAUGUUCCAAAGCAACCAGAUAUAGUACGACUUGGUGGUGAUUGUGAUUCAUCAGUUUCAUAUGUUCUUCCAAACAAACAUCACUUUCCCUAUCCAGUAGAUAAUGGAAAUCCUUGUGUAUCUGAUGGUAGUAAGUUGUUUGGGGCUGAUAUAUUGGUUUCACUUCCACAUUCAAGUACUCUGCCAAGCAGCUUGCCAAAAACUGAAAUUUUAGGCAGCUCAGAUGUGAAGGCAUGUGCGACUGAUCAAACCUGUCUCAUACCAAAGAUGAAUUUUUGUGUUGAGCCUAUGCAUUUUGGUACUGUAUUGUUUGGAAAGCCAUGGUGCAGUAAGCAGGCCAUAUUCCCUAAAGGAUUUACAAGCCGUGUUAAAUUCUUUAGUGUAUGUGAUCCAACACAAAUGUGUUACUAUAUUUCAGAGGUGCUGGAUGCAGGGCUCCUUGGGCCUCUAUUUAAGGUUACUUCAGAGGGGUGCCCAAGUGAGACCUUUGCAAAUGUCUCGCCAGAAAAAUGCUGGGAAAUGGUGCUGCAGAAACUGAAGCAAGAGAUCAUAAGACACAGCAGUUUAGGGAAACAACUGCUGCCCUCUUUGGAAUGUUUGCAGGGUGUUAAUGGCCUUGAGAUGUUUGGGUUUUUAUCACCACCCAUCAUUCAGGUUAUUGAGGCUCUUGAUCCAAAUCAUCAAUGCUUAGAAUACUGGAAUCAGAAGAGUAGAGUAAAAAUGGAAAAUGUGAAUGACAUGUCUGCAAGUAAUUCGAGGAAGUACCCUUUUGGAUUGAGUUGCUCUCCAGGGGAAACAAAGGCGAAACUCUUUGGUUUCGAUUUGACAAAGCAAGACCCUGAUAAUUCAAGCAUUGGAAGAGGUGAUCACUCAGUUGGGGAAGACAUAAAGACCACAUUACAAGGAUUUUUCAAGAAGGCAAAUAGGGAAGAACUGAUAAUGAUGUAUAAGGUAUUCUGCAGCGAGUACACAAGUGCAGAAUGGGGAGUGGCAUUCACAACGCUGACCGAGGAGAUCCGGAAAACAUGUAAAUAAACAAGGAAAAGGAAAAGGAAAAGAUGCCGUCAUUCUUUCUCAUUUGAGGUAGCUUCUUAUUUCAUUUACUCAAUUGAUUAGGCAUAUUCUUUCAAGAGUUUGAUAAAAGAAAGGAGGAAGAACCCGGGCAUGACUGUUGGACAAGAUUAGCAGCGUGCCUGCCCAGCGUGAUCUAGAGAUGAUAGGAGUCUUGAUUCCAUGAUGCCAUUAACCCUUUGUAGAAGAGAUAAGGCCUUCUUGUACAUUAGAAACCAUUCUGCUAACUUUUUCUCAGAAAUACAUGUCCUUUUUUAGUCUGGCAAUCACUGAUCUUUUUAACUCUUGUAUCUCCAUAGCCCAUGCUGCUUGUGAAUAGAAUAAGUCGUUUACCUUCUCAAUGCCCAUCUAUGUAUCUAUAAAAGGCAGUUGCAAGAAUGUUAAAAAGUAGGAAUACAACAAAGAGGGAGCUAAGCAUGAUUCAUUGAUAAAUGGCUCCAUAUUUGUAUGCAAUUCUAUUAGGUAAUCAUAAUUUUUUUCCUCA